GGACACACAGGGAGCACUUAUACAAUAUCUGAAAAACACAGGGUUGUAUAGUAGAAACUCGGUUGUGUUUUUAGUUAAUGUAAAGUACUGUUUGACUCAUAUGCAUGUUCAGGAUGAAUUAAAACCAUGAACCAUGAACCAUGAACCAUAUCGCCCGUAUUGCAACUCCAAUACAGUAGGUGGCGGUGUGCACAUUUACAGUCAUGGCUGCAACCCGCCAUUAACCCAAAAGAAGAAGACGGCGGGCUGAUCGAUGGUUGUGGAUUUCCUGAGCUCCAGACAGAGCCCACGAAACGAACGUUGAAUGUGGAGCAUUGGAGCGCUAUCUGAAGUGAAGAUAGAAGAUGGACCACUGCUAUGCUAAGAUGGCGACGUCCAGUCAAAGAGAAGGUGGAAGAGAAUCAACGCAACAAAUUCCCAGCAAAUCAUCAACGGAGAAAAAGCCCCAAACUGCAGAUAACGACAUCCAGCAGAUGAUUGGUCAUCAAGAAGAACACCUCUCUCGGCUGCAGGGCAGGAGCUCCACUUUGAAACAGAAGGAGCCACAUCCCCCCCACAUUAAAGAGGAAGAUGAGGAGUUCUGGACCACUCAGCAGGGAGAGUGUCUCCUUGGGCAGGAUCUCACCAAGUUGCCACUGACUGGUGUCUCUGUGAAGACUGAAGACCAUGAAGACAAACCACCUGAGUCCUUACGUUGGUUGUGUCCUUCACACAUUCAGCAGAUGAUUGGUCAUCAAGAAGAUCGUCCUCCUCAGCCGCAGUGGGGGAGCUCCACUUUGAAACAGGAGGAGCCACAGCCCCCCCACAUUGAAGAGGAAGACGAGGAGUUCUGGACCACUCAGCAUGGAGAGUGUCUCCUUGGGCAGGAUCUCACCAAGUUGCCACUGACUGGUGUCUCUGUGAAGACUGAAGACCAUGAAGACAAACCACCUGAGUCCUUACGUUGGUUGUGUCCUUCACACAUUCAGCAGAUGAUUGGUCAUCAAGAAGAACGUCCCCCUCAGCCGCAGUUGGGGAGCUCCACUUUCAAGCAGGAGGAUCUCCAGCCUCCCUAUGUAAAACAGGAAGAGGAGGAACUCUGGGUCACUCAGGAGAGACAGCUUCCUCUAGGGUCGGAGGAGGCUGAGCUCACCAAGUUGCCACUGACUGGUUUCUCUGUGAAGACUGAAGACCAUGAAGACAAACCACCUGAGUCCUUACGUUGGUUGUGUCCUUCACAUGUCCAGCAGAUGAUUGGUCAUCAAGAAGAACGUCCCCCUCAGCCGCAGUGGGGGAGCUCCACUUUGAAGCAGGAGGAUCUCCAGCCCCCCUGUGUGAAACAGGAAGAGGAGGAACUCUGGGUCACUCAGGAGAGACAGCUUCCUCAAGGGUCAGCGGAGGCUGAUCUCACCAAGUUGCCACAGACUGGUUUCUCUGUGAAGACUGAAGACCAUGAAGACAAACCACCUGAGUCCACACAGCUUCAUCACAGUCCAAGUGAGGAGAACAGAGGCAGCACCAGCUCACAACACAUGACAACAGAGGCUGAUGGAGACCACUGUCGAGGAUCACAAGCAGACAGCCUUGUAGCUCCACGAUCAGAUAGUGACGAGUCCGACACAACAUCACACUCUUCUGAGGAUGAAGACUCAGACGACAGCCAAGAACCUUUGAGCAGCGAUACAGACUGUGAAGGUGAUAUGAGGACUCACACUGACAACAAAACCUCUGAAUGCUCUAAAAAGGAGACAGGUAGAAAACAAUUUAGUUGCUCAUUAUGUGUGAAAAGCUUUUCUUCAAAGUGGGGUUUGACUCAACACAUGCUGACGCACACAGGAGAAAAGCCUUUUAGUUGCUCAGUGUGUGCAAAAACCUUUUCUUGGAAGUGUUAUUUGAGUCGACACAUGCGGGCGCACACAGGAGAAAAACCCUUUACAUGCUCAGUUUGUGCUAAAAGCUUUUCAAGGAAGUGGUGUUUGACUCAACACAUGCGGACCCACACAGGAGAAAAACCAUUUAGUUGCUCAGUGUGUUUCAAACGGUUUACUUAUAAAUCUGAUGUAACUCAACACAUGCCAAUACACACAGGAGAAAAACCCUUUACUUGCUCAGUGUGUGAGAAAAGCUUGUCUUCCAAGUGUCAUUUGACUCGACACAUGCGGACGCACACUGGAGAAAACCCCUUCAGUUGCACAGUGUGUGCUAAAAGGUUUUCUUCGAAGUAUCAUUUGACUCGACACAUGCGGACACACAAAGCAAACCCUUCAGUUGCUAAGUUUGUGGUCAUAACUAUUCUUGCAAAACCAGUUUGACUCAUCACAUGACACACGCAGGAGAAAAACCUUUUGGUUGUUCUGUUUGUGGUGAAAGAGUCUUUCAAAAGUCACAUAUGGUGUCACACAUAAGAAAGCAAUGAGGAGAAAAACUCUUUGGUUGCAUAGUAUGUGCUUAAAGCUGUUUUUUGAAGUGUCUCUUGACACCACACGUGGUAUGCCACCAGAGGGCGCUCAUGAGCUCCCUCUGGUGGCAUGGCUGCCAUUGCCCAAUUAACUGCUCUGCUGGGGGUAAUGCAUUAUGGGUAAAAGUUAAAAUAGCUGUUUAUUUUAGUCUCAUUUUGGUACUUAUCUUGUAUAUUUACUUUUGAGUGUCAAGUUGCUGUGUGAUGAUGUUAGUCUUCUUUGUAAGAUGACACCUUGAGUCAGACUGUUAUAUUGAGUAUUGACCUCCUGCGAUUUCCAAUUGGUUGGCAGGCUCGUUAUGAGUUUUCUCACAACUUAUUGGCCCCUGUCAAUAAAGAGCUGCCUGGUGCGAGCCACGAUAUGACAUUUUAUUUUUCUUUCUAAAUUUAGAGGUUUUGGCUUAAAGACUGGUGUGACUUAUACACCGGAAAUGACGGUACAUGCAAAAAAUAUUUAAUACAUAUAUAAGGCGCAACGUAUUAUUGGGUGCAGGCAGUCAAACAUACGGGCGCUCAAUAGUCAGUGAGGAAGCGCUAGUGCUUUAUUUCUGUGGACAGAUUAAGAACAGAUCUCUCAUACAGUUUAUCAAACCCACUGGACAUCGUGGAAGGUCAUCGCUCAACACAAAAGUCUCAGUCAUGGUGUACAACUAAAAACAUCACACAGCAGUGGAGCAGAUAGACAAAAACAGACAAGACACUACCGCUAUUUGUGCAGAACAAUAACUAACAACUAUGUAGCUCAAACAUGUAACUUUAAGAGCAUUUGCACCAAAACACUACCGCAAAGUACGCUGGAGAACAGGACAUGCUCCCAGCGAUGCUACAAUACGCUAGAAUGCAUGCAUGCUAAAACAUAAACUAGCAUGCAUGCUAUCGUAUGUUUUUCAAAAGGCAGCGGGAGCAAAACUGAGUUCGGUUGUACUUUAUUGAAGUACUUAAUGUACUCACGUAAUUUUUGAUCAAUCCUCAUCCACAAAUCCAUCAAAGUCCUCAUCUUCUGUAUCCCAAAUGAACAGCGGGGUAAAUUCUCCAUCAAACACGCCAGGUUCCCUCUCGUCAUUGUCAGAGUCAGUCUCGUUGCCGUGCGGCUCCUCAGAAAUGAUGCUGGCUUUUGCGAAAGCUCGAACAACAGUGCAAGCAGACACGUUAGCCCAAGCAUACACAAUCCAUUCACAAAUUGUGGCGUAACUCAUCCGGCGCUGCCUCCCAGUCUUAGUGAAGCUGUGUUCGCUAUUUGUCAUCCAUGGCGUUCCCUUCGUCAAGCCUCCCGGAAUGAUGGCAAGCUCCAAGUUCAUUUGCUGCACUUGGUUUUUCACAGGGGCUGUGAGAUGGGCACGCAUGGAGUCACAGAUCAGCAGGGACGGUGACGCGUGGGGAAAAAAAAUCCGGUGUCUUUCCGUACACGUCACUCAGCCACUCAGCCAUUUCCUCCUCAUCCAACCAGCCCUUUUGAUUGGUCUCAACAAUGACUCCGGCUGGAAAACUUUUCUUUAGGUAGCCUCUUCCUCUUAAAAAUCACCAUAGGUGGCAGUUUCUGUCCAUUACCAUAGCAACCAAGCACAACAGUAAAAGCCGACUUCUCAUACCCCGUUGUGUGUAUCGCUACCGUGCUGGUCCCCUUUUUCUCUACAGUGUGGUUCACUGUGAUAUCGAAAGUGAGCGGCACCUCACCUCGUCCAUGUUGGAGAUGUGGUUGGGCUGGAUGUGUUUGUCGGGAUUUUGUUUUACUGCAGUAGGAGUUACUGCGCCACGGUAGUCCUUGCCCGGAUCGAUAGAUGGCACCAUUUCGUUGCUCUUCAAUUCUCUUGCGGCUGUUCCCAUGUUCCCAUGUUCUUCUGCAUAACUGAUAGCUUGCAGUUUAAACUGUGCUUCAUAAGCCUGUCUCUUUGUAGGUGGCAUUUUCGAGAGUCCUUAGCCAAACCGAUGUUGUUUUGCACAAUGCACAAACUGGCACUAAAUACGACCUACUGGGGGCGUGCCUUUAGCGUCCUCUUUCGCACCCAGCCUUACCCCUUUAACGUCCACAUGCUGUCCUCAGUCACAUCUGCCUUUCGUCUAUAUGAGUAGCAUGUUGGCAGGAAAUGCUUCCAGUCAGUCAAGCGGAACGCUCAUCAAAGUAACACAAUAACAUUAACAGAUUUUUGGAACUUGGUGCACACACAAGGCGCACCACAUUAUAAGGCGCCCCGUCCAUUUUUGGAGAAAAUGUAAGACUUUUAAGUGCGCCUUAUGGUCGUGAAAAUACGGUAGUGUGUCAUUGGAACUAUAAUGUGAAACUGUUGACAAUAAACCAAUGUACUUCAUAAAGCAGAUCGGGCUCUGGGCACAAAAAAAGGUGCAUGUUGACACUUUAAAUCAGGGGUGUCAAACUCAAAUUUACAGUGGGCCAAAAUUUUAAGUUGAACAAAUGAACCUUUUUAGUAUGGAACCAUUUGUUCUGAUUUAACAAUGAAUAUUGAACAAGCAAGGCUUAUAUAACUUAAAUAUACAGGUGUGCAAAAUCGAGUUGCUAAUACUACUAAUAAUAACAAUAGUAGUAAUAAUAAUAAUAAUAAUAAAACAUAUCAAUGGCAUAUUAAAUAAAAUUUAAAUAAAAAUUGAACACCUCCUUUCUAUUUGCAGCCUUCUGAGAUAAAUGUCAAAAUUAGCUUCUUACACAGGCUAAUAAUUUUGAAAAUAAAAAACAUAACUGUGAAUAAAUCAACCAUUCAGGCCUUGGAGUAGCAAGAAAAAGUGCAUAGAAAAUGUAUUUACUGCUCAUUUUGCGACACAAUGAUCUACUCUGAUGUGCCCAAGCCAGACACCUGGCAUCUUUUCUUGGGUGUCGGGGCUCAGGGUUUGAGCUGAGGAAACCUUCAUUAUCGAACAAAGGUGUUCGUCAGUCAGACGUCUCCUGUGACGUUUUCAUCAUCUUCAUUGAGGAGAAAAGUUGCUCACAUAACUAAGUGCUACCAAACAUGGAGAGCAAUUGAGCAGCUUCAGUGCGGAGCUGAGGCAUCGUGUCAGGGAUGAACUGCGGAAACUGUGCGGCCCCGACAGCAUCAAACUUUGACUUCAGCGUUGCAUUACGCUGGAGUUCAAUCAGCUCCAUCUGGAGCUUGGUUGGUGCUUUUUCCACAUCAACUGCGAAGUGAUUACUAAGCAGAUCAAAUCAAAGUUUCUGGACAUCAAAGUCGCCAAAUCGCCGGCUAAACUCAGCGCCAAGCACACUGAGCUUUUCAGCAAACUGUGCACACACGGCGGUAGAGAUGUGCGUUUUUAUGGUUUGGCAGCAGGGGAAAUGGCCAAAGUGCGCUUGUAGCAUCUGCUUCUCCCACAGGCACAUCUUAGUUGUAAAAGCUCUCACUGACGAAUACAUAUCUGUGAUGAUGCAGCUGUAGGUUCAGCGCAUUGAGGUGGCUUAAGAUGUCACACAGAAAGGCGAGCUCACACAGAAACUUUUGCUCCCGGAGCUCUGCUGUGUCCUUCCCUUUGCUUUUCAGAAACUGACAUAUUUCUUCACACAGUUCGAAAAAUCUGUACAGCACUUUUCCGCGGCUUAACCAUCUCACCUCUGUGUGAUACGACACAUCUGUGUGUUCUGAACCACACUCUUCCAGAAAACACUUAAACUGCCAAUGAUUGAGACCUUUGGCUCUAAUGAAGUUAACAACUUGUGUUACUUUGCUCACAACAUCCUCCAUCUUUAGCGCUUUACCACACAAGGAUUCCUGAUGUAAAAUGCAGUGAUAAACAGACAGUUCACCCGCACAGUUCUCUUCAAGCAUCUUUUCACGAACCCUGCCCACCAGUCCAUUCUUUUUACCACUCAUCGCUGGCGCACCAUCAGUGGCAGGUUUAUCUCACUGACACAUUUGCGAACCUCCUCAAAGAUUUCUUUCCCUGUGGUUGUGCCAUGCAUGGAUUUAAAUCCCAAAAGCUCCUUCGUAACACAGAGAUUUGAGUCCACGCCGCGGACGAAGACUGACGGCUGCGCAGUAUCCAACGCGUCAGUGCUCUCAUCCACAGCAAGGGAAAAAUAAACAAAAUGUUUUCCCUUCUCCAUCAACUGGACAUGUAGAUUGGUGGCAAGCUCGCAUGUGCGCUCAGCUAUUGUGUUUCUGCUCAGGCUUACGUUUGCAAAGGCUUGCUUCUUCUCUGGGCACACUUGGUCACAAACCUUCAUCAUGCAUUUUUUUACAAACUCUUCCUCGUUAAAGGGUCGAGCUGAUUUGGCGAUUUCUUCUGCCACGAUAUAACUUGCCUUUACAGCAGCCUCACGUGUUGUAGCUUUUGUGAACAUUUUCUGCCGUGAAAACAAAGCUCUUUUCAUUUCCUUUACCUUCUGGCUCCUUUCAGUCGUGUCCAUGUCCUUAUAUUUGUCCUGGUGUUUUGUUUCAUAGUGUCGUCUAAUAUUGUACUCCUUGGUCACUGACACGUUGGCUCCACAAACAAGACAAAAAGGUCUGUCUUUUCCAUAUGUAAGCAGAUAUUCCGUCUCCCAUCUGUCCAAAAAAGUUCUAUUUUCUGCCCUUUUUGCCAUUUCUUGGUAGGGUAACACAGUGACAGCUGUAGUUUGAGGUUGCAGUGUGGUCCGGGGGAGAGGAGUCCACCGGGGGUUUUAGCCGAAGGAGUGUGCACGAAGACGGAUCACUACCUUCUUAAUACAUCCAUGACCGCUACCAUAGACGCUACUGACACAGAGGAGGGGGCGUGUCUGCCUCUGUCGCGUUGUUUUGAUGCGCCAAAACAACAACAGAGCAUCCUGGGAUUUGUAGGAUAAGCGGUGAAUGUGGCAUUACAGCGCUGCCGCCGGGUAAUACCGGCGGGCCAGCUCUAAUAUUAAUUGGAAAUUGCCUCGCGAGCCAAAUAUAAUUACACUGCAGGCCAAAUUUGGCCCGCGGGCCAGAGUUUGACACCUAUGCUUUAAACACUUGAACUCUGCAGGUGACAUGAUUGCAAGUUCUCCCCGCCUGUAACUAUAUGUGUAACCUUCUCUUUCAUGUAACAAAUGUUUACAGGACCUUUCCAGAGAUCCUAUUUCCCAGCUGGCCAGUCAGCACUGUCCAUACACUGUCAUCUGGUGGGCCAUGUUCACAUUUUGGACGAUGGCGUCUUUCGAAGUGCAGAGAGCUAUAAGAAUGGAAUCCCUGUUUACCAGUGAUUUUUGGCU
Molecule: messenger RNA, 7592 nt
Organism: Dunckerocampus dactyliophorus (ringed pipefish)
Lineage: Eukaryota; Metazoa; Chordata; Actinopteri; Syngnathiformes; Syngnathidae
Product: zinc finger protein 79-like
Exons: 3
Coding region: 345-2291 (648 amino acids)
Biological process (GO): regulation of DNA-templated transcription
Molecular function (GO): RNA polymerase II cis-regulatory region sequence-specific DNA binding; DNA-binding transcription factor activity, RNA polymerase II-specific
Source: RefSeq, a predicted model, not a curated record